UGAUAUUAGAUAAUACUCUUUCCUGGAAUGAACAUGCCGAAUAUAUUAUAGCCAAAUCCACGAAACAACUUAAUAUUCUCAAAUUCCUACGUGGUACAUGGUGGGGAGGUCACCCUAAAGUAUUGAAGCAGAGUUAUCUUUCACUAAUUAGAAGCUCUCUAGAAUAUGGACUAUUUUUAACUCACAUAAAGAACUCAAAUCUAAGAAGUAAAAUUCAAAAAAUCAAAAAUCAAGCAAUUCGAUUGGCUUUAGGCUACCGAAGAUCCACACCCAUCAAUGUUAUGCACUCAGAAUCGAAAAUACCACACUUCAAUGACCGUAUACGAUACCUUUCAGACAACUUUAUUCUGAAACUAAUAGCUCAUGAUACACCGCUAAAACAAAAAAUAGAAAAUCUUAGUAUUACAAUAGCUAACAAUGACAGACUUAAUAUUAAAAAUAAUUUUCCUAUAAUCAGAUCAUAUAAUGAAAUAAAAUCUUUAGUCCAAAACAAAAUUCAAAGACAUCUUCAUCCAAUUCCCUAUGAUUACACAUAUGAAGCAAUAGUGGAACAACCAGAUAUUAACGUAACUUCUGGACUACACAUAAAAAAAUCAGCUAACCCACCCCAAGAAUUUGAGAAAAUAUUCAACGAUACCAUAAUCACUCAGUACACAAUCUUCACUGAUGCAUCGAAAAUGAAAAAUCAAGAAUACACAGGACUGGCAAUGUUUAUCCCAUCAAAUAAUCAAGCCUACCAGUUCAAAAUACAUACAGAAGCAUCAAUCUUUACAGCUGAAGGUUUAGCAAUUUUUCUGUCGUUAAACAACAUCAUAAACUCCAAUUUCAAAAGAGCUUACAUCUUUACUGAUUCACUGAGUAUCUUGAGUGCACUGAAAGAUUAUACGCCAAAUAAAUCUAGGAACACUUCUCAUAUAAUACUUGACAUUAAAACCUUGCUAAACAAAUGUUCACAAGAAAAUAUAAAAGUCACUUUAAUUUGGAUUCCAGCACAUGUCAACAUAAAGUAUAAUGAAACAGUAGAUUCACUCGCAAAAAAUGCUAUAAAAGAUGGAACUAACACUAUCUACCUUCUACCUUUCUCAGACUUUGGUGAUAAGAUUAAACAAAAACUCAUCUUAAACACUCAACAGCUCAUAACAGAUCAAGGAACCUAUAAAGGCACACACUAUUUCGAUCACUAUUACAAAGACAACGAAGCAAAACCAUGGUUCACAAAGAUAAACCUACCAAGAGAACAUAUAACCACCAUCAACCGUAUAAGAUCAAAUCAUUACAAUCUGUCGGCAAGUCUAUUUAGGAAAAACAUAAUUCAAUCUCCAACAUGUGAAUGUGGCUAUGAAUCUGAAAACAUUGACCAUAUACUAUGGGAUUGUCCCAGAUUUUCAAAUCAAAGAUACUCACUUAUUAUCAACAAACUCAACCACUACCACUCAAAAAAAAAGAAGAAUACACCAAAAGAUACAACAUCACUGCUAAAAAAUCCAAAUGAAAAACCAGCAAGAAUAAUUACUGAAUACUUGAAACGCUGCAAUCUACAAAUUUGAACUCUAACUUGAAUUUAAAUUCAAACCAAGUUUAUGCAAGACAAUCCAAAUCUACAUUACCAUCAGUCAACCAUGCAAGGUGGCACAUCGGAGUCGCAGUCCGCUCUUGGACAGCAAUCCACAGCCAAUAACAAGAAGAAGAAGAAGAAGAAGAGAGCUCUCGAAGUUCGAUUUGUACAGAUAGUGUAAACAAAAUGGCACCACAAAGUAGCGUGGAAGAGUUAAUAACUUAUUUUAAAACUCACAAUAAAGUUCGCGAACAACAAAGUCACACGGCAAAAGUUCACAGCGUCGGGUGGAAUUGCGAUGGGAAGCUUUUGGCAUCCGGCUCAUUUGACAAAUGCGUCUGUAUAUUCUCUCUUUCGCCGGAUCGUUUGAAAUUAGAAACAACAUUCCGAGGACAUGGAGGAAGUGUUGAUCAGCUCUGUUGGCAUGCAUCGAACCCAGAACUUUUAUCAACAGCAAGUGGAGACAAAACAGUUCGAAUUUGGGAUACAAGGACACAAAAAUGUACAGCCAACAUAAGUACAAAAGGAGAAAAUAUCAAUAUCUCCUGGUCUCCAGAUGGCAAUACCAUUGCAGUGGGUAACAAAGAAGAUUUAGUCACGUUUAUAGAUGCAAGAGCUAUGAAAAUCAAAGUAGAAGAGCAAUUUAAUUUUGAAGUAAAUGAAAUAUCUUGGAACAAAGAUUCCGACACUUUUUAUCUAACAAAUGGUCAAGGUUGUGUACACAUAUUGAGCUAUCCAAGUUUGGAACUUUUACAUGUGAUAAAAGCCCAUCCAGGAACUUGUAUAUGUAUUGAAUUUGAUCCUACUGGACGCUAUUUUGCAACUGGUUCAGCAGAUGCUCUUGUUUCAUUGUGGGAUGCUGAUGAAUUGUGUUGCCUAAGAACAUUUUCUCGUUUAGACUGGCCAGUAAGAACUAUAUCAUUUUCACACGAUGGUAGGCUAUUGGCAGCUGCUUCUGAAGAUUUAGUUAUAGACAUAGGUGAAGUCGAAUCAGGUGAAAAGGUGACUGAUAUCCCUGUAGAAGCUGCCACAUUUACAGUUGCAUGGCAUCCUAAACAAUAUUUGCUUGCUUAUGCUUGUGAUGAUAAGGAUAAUUAUGAUAGGAAAAGAGAUGCUGGUAGUUUAAAAGUUUUUGGAUUUCCUAAUGAGAGUUAAUUAUAAAUAAAUUCUGAUAUUUAAUUCUAUUCAAAUAAACGAUUCCUUUUUUAAAUAAACAUAAUUAGAACUUUUUUUAAUUUAUUGAAUGACAAAAUUUUCCUAUAAAUUAAAAUUUGAUCACAUAUUGAUUUUUUUACUAAGUAUUAAGUUUUGCAUUGUCAAGAUGAAAACUGGACUCUUGUCUUGAUGAUUAUCAAAAUAAUUUCAAUAAUGUUUAUUAGUUAAAACAAAUUAAGCAGUCUUCAAUAAUUCAGUCCAGUAUUAAACAUGAAACAUAAUAAUAAGAAUAGCAAACACUUGAUUAUUUAUAUACUUUUUUGUUUUCAUUUGCCUGGUUACCAUGGUUAUACUGAGACUAUAAGGUUAGAGUCAGUCCUGAUAAUGAUUUAGUCUGCUGCUUUUAAACUUUAUAGUAUUUUUUUUUCCUUAUGGCUGUUGUACAAAGUAAAGAAAGUCAUUUUAAAUUAGAAAAUGUUUUGUCAUCUGGUGACUAUACAAAAAAUGAAGUUCAAACAAAAGUUAAUACAAGAAGAUCCAUGGAAAGUAAGAUUGCGGGUGAAGGAGAUGAAAAAAUAAAUACUUUGAAAUCAGACAUAGAAGAAGACACUGCAGAUAUUGAAUCAGCUUAUGAUGAUUCUUUUUGCUCUGACAAUUCUGAUGAUGAUUCAGAAUUAACAGGUGCAUCACAUCUGUCUUCGUUGUCUGAAAUUCCAUCAUUGCAACUCACAAGUCCCAAAACUCUUCUAAAAAAGAAAGAUUUAACAAACUUGAACAAAAAAUUUGUUUCAACUUCCAAAAUCUGGGAUGAUCCUCCGCUUACAUUACAAGACAAAGCUAAGAGUUUGAGUCUUAAUGAAGUGCGUCCCCAUAGAAGUGUACAAUUUCGACCCAACAGAAAGAACAUGAGUUUUACUAAUGAUCAAAUAAUGAAAAUUGAACGAGACAAUGAAAUUUUAUUACGAAAAAUAAUGGCGCAGCAGAAAUCACAGAAACAAAAAGUACAACCACCCCAAUCAAAAUUAAGUAGUUCUGCUAUAAAUCGAAAAAAAUUGCAGAGAAAAAUUGAAGAAGACAAUAUGGUAUGCUUAUUAGAAAUAUUUCUUUUGCUGUUCAUGCUGAAACGACUAAAACAAAAAAAAA
This is a messenger RNA of Nasonia vitripennis (jewel wasp), 3853 nucleotides long. RefSeq names its product THO complex subunit 3 (gene tex). Bases 1742 to 2710 code for a protein of 322 amino acids. Gene Ontology annotation, cellular component: THO complex part of transcription export complex. The record is from RefSeq and is a predicted model, not a curated record. The transcript has 2 exons. Lineage: Eukaryota; Metazoa; Arthropoda; Insecta; Hymenoptera; Pteromalidae. Gene Ontology annotation, biological process: mRNA export from nucleus. Gene Ontology annotation, molecular function: protein binding.